AUGGCUGUUAUGGCUUCCGAUUCGCAGAAGACCACAAAAAGACUUCUUGUUGGAGCGAUAGACUUAGGAACGACCUUCUCCGGCUGGGCCUUUUCUUUUAAACACGACUAUGAUUCGGAUCCGACAAAAGCAACGACAAAACAUUGGCAGUCGAAAUCAGGUACAUUAGUGACAGAAAAAACACCGACAUGUGCACUGGUAAAUCCCGAUGGUAAAACACUGAAAGCGUUCGGGUACGAUGCAGAAAACGAAUAUCGAGAAUUACUUGAUAAAGGAGAAGAAGACAAUUAUUUCUUCUUUAAGCGAUUUAAAAUGAAACUCUAUUCUAAGAUUGGCAAAGACUUAAAACGAGACAUGACAAUCGAAGACGAAUUUGGCAGACCUCUUUUAGCAGCUGAUGUCUUUGGAAUGUCAAUCAAAUUCUUGGUAGAUGACAUGUUGAAUAAUGCUGGCAAGGGAAUAGAUGGCAUAAUUAAACCAUCUGAAAUUCACUUAGUUGUAACAGUUCCUGCAAUAUGGUCCGAUGCUGCAAAACAAUUCAUGCGUGAAGCUGCUGAAAAGGCUGGAAUAAGUAAAGAACGACUAACAAUUGCACUGGAACCCGAAGCGGCUUCGUUGUAUUGCAGGCAUGUUCAUAUUCAUAAACCUGGUGAGAUUGGCAAUGUAUCCAUGAACAAGUUACCAAUAGGUACCAAAUACAUAGUUGUUGAUGCAGGAGGUGGAACAAUAGACGUAACAGUGCACGAGACAGGAAGUGAGCAUACAUUGAGAGAAGUAAAACCUGCGAGUGGUGGCGAUUGGGGAGGUAUAAUGAUUGACAAGGAAUUUGAAAAUUUGCUUAUACGUAUAGUAGGACAAACUGUUUUUGAAAAAUUCAAACACGAAGAAAAGGAGGAUUGGAUUGACAUGCAACGAGAAUUUGAGUCACGGAAACGAGAGACGACUGUAGACAGUGACGGGAAAACAGGGAUGAGAAUACCUGCAUCACUAAUUGAUCUUUACAAUCAAGACUCACAGCUUGACCUUUGUACUUCAUUAGCAUCGUCUCAGUAUGAUGGUCUGAUCGAGCUUAGAAGGGAUAAAAUGAAAAUUUCUAACAAGGUCUUUGUUCAACUAUUCGACAAGUCUGUGACAAAGACAAUUGGUCAUCUAAAGUCAGUGUUAUCCGACGGCACACUGAAAGAUGUGAGAGUUUUACUGAUGGUUGGUGGUUAUUCUGAAUCACCGGUUUUACAACGUGCAGUAACAGAAGCAUUGUCUGGCAUUAAAGUCGUGAUACCUGUUGACGCUUCAUCAGUCGUAUUAAGAGGUGCUCUAAUAUAUGGACACAAUCCUACGUCAAUAAGUGAAAGGAUUCUCAAGUAUACCUAUGGUAUUGAUAUCGCACCUCGUUUUAGAGAGGGAGUUCACCCAGAGAGCAAACGAUUUGAAGGACCAGACCAUUGUAUUAGAUGUGCUAAUGUCUUCGGCAAAUUUGUUACAACGGGGCAAACCGUGAAAACGGGCGAAACACAAAAAACAAAGAAAUGUUGUGCAUAUAGGCAGGCGGAUGUGUUGGUUAAAAUCUAUGCUUCAGAGAGAGAAGACCCCGUUUACUGUGAUGAUGAUGGAUGCCUUGAGAUAGGAAAACUAAGGAUAGCGUUUGAUGAUGAAAAUAAUACAAGUAUGAGAGAGGUUUCCCUGUCUAUGUUAUUUGGUGGGACGGAAAUCACUGUUGAAUUGGAAGACAAAUGUACUGGUAAGAAGAAAAUAACCACUGUUGAUUUUCUUGGGUAAUAUAGAAAAACAUUUUGAAAAGAGAAUUAAAAGAAAAACAGACAAGACAAGAAUUUUAAACGUUACAACAAAACAUAUGAUAAACAAGAUCAACAAGGAAAGGCGGCGUUUAAUGAACGCAACCCCCAUAUGACCCAGCAACAAGAACCAAUGGCAAGGAGCCCAGGCGGACCCCAAACAAGGCAGUUUAGAAAUAUUUUAAGACAGCAAGUUUUUGCAUAUAUAUUUACUUCAGUCAAUGUACAAUACAACUUAUUAUACAAGAUAAGGCAAUGGCAUACAUAUAUGAAACAAAUCAAAUAUUUGAUUUUCUAGAGACUAAUAAAAUACUAUACACUAUUAAAAUGUAUAUGCACAAAUCGAUCGACAUUGAUGAGUAUGUUUAAAUUGUUAUUGUCACACUUAGGUCUCAUACCCGAACAAUAGAAUGUGAAAAUUGAAAUUUU
Molecule: messenger RNA, 2222 nt
Organism: Ruditapes philippinarum (Manila clam)
Lineage: Eukaryota; Metazoa; Mollusca; Bivalvia; Venerida; Veneridae
Product: heat shock 70 kDa protein 12B-like
Exons: 5
Coding region: 1-1776 (591 amino acids)
Molecular function (GO): ATP binding; ATP-dependent protein folding chaperone
Source: RefSeq, a predicted model, not a curated record